AUGACAGCCACCAGCGACGAAGAUCAGAAGCUGCUCCAAGCCAUAGACUCGAAGCUCCAAAAAGUCAUCGAGGAAGCGGAGGAACGUGCGAGAAAGAUAGUCGAGAAAGGUCUUAAGGAUCGAGACGGAAAGAUAACGGAACAGAGGAAAAAAGACAUCAAGACGAUGACAAAGGAAUUCUGUACGACCACCACCGCCCAUGGCAUCAGCCGAGUGGCAGAAGCUAACACAGUUAGAUCAAGGAUCAUUUGGACCGCCAUACUCAUCAGCUGCGUCACCCUGUUCGUGUACCAGGCCGCCAUCUUGAUCAAAGCGUACUUUGAGUACCCGGUCAAUGUCGACAUCAAGGUUGUGGACAACAACAAGCUCACCUUUCCUUCCGUUACUGUCUGCAACAACAACCGAUUACGCAGAUCCAUGCUAAGAGGCACCCGGCAUGGCGCUUUGCUGGAGCUGGAUGAGCGAACUGAAAAUGACACGCGGGACUACUUGCGGGGAAAGAGAGAUGUACCCUCUAUGACCAUAUCCACGACUGUCGAACACGAUCCCAUUAUCAUUCCCAUGUAUAGCAGGAGACUCCAAGUCGGCUAUCUCACGAACGAAAGCACCGAUGCUUCUACGGAGUGUAGACGUCAAUCUCAACAACUGUGCACCUUGACUCAGCUCCUGAGAGCACCUGAAGAUGACACACGGUCAGAAUGGAGCUACUUCAGCCAACAGGGGUGGGCAGCUAAGCUCUUCCAUCAGUGCAACGCGACUGGACAACAUGAUACUUGUGACACGUGCUACAAUAACAAGAUUCUUCUGAGACGUGUAGAUGACAUCACUGCUAAAAUCAACUCCACGCUCUGCUGCAAACCUGACAGUUACGUCAAACUAACCAAUCAAACCUUCGAAACUCACAUCGAGGCUUUGGAGUCAAGCGCAUGCGCAAACUUAGUUGGCGAUCACGGCCUGACGUCGACUGAUUGGUCAGACUAUGUAGAUGAGUAUGGUGAAGUCGUCCUUUUCUGCGGUCAUGUCAACGGCAAUGGCUACAACUUCCAGCAUCUGUCACACCCUGUCUUAACCAGUCACGUCGCCAUUCUGCCUCGUUCCAACGGACAGAACGAUUGGGGAAAUAAAAACAUGAGAGUUGAGUUUCUUGGAUGUGAAGAGACUGACUGCAUCUUUGGCAUCUUUCUUCAUCCCGUAUUACCGACAAUGAACAUGAUAGAUCCCAGCUCCAUCAGCUGCAGCAGCAAAGACUGUGUGACAAACGUCACCACAUAUUGCGGGACCGUUCGGUCUUCUGGUAACGACAUCUGCCAGGACUGGGCCUGCCCUAACCGGUACUUCGACUAUUGCCUGGAGGAAAACUUUUGCCGGUUUGCACCGAAUGGAGAUCACACAAACCUAGUCUGUCCUUCUGCCUCUGGUUCCCAAGAAGCAAACCUGACUUCUGCUCCCUGUCAGUCGAUCGCAAAAUGCUCCAUCAGCGAGAAUGACGACGAACCAAUAUUCCCCACACGGCACGGGUUUUACCAGCAAACUUACGCCGCCCAGUAUUGUGAAGAACGUGGGAAACAACUGUGUUCUCUAGAGCAACUGGUCUUGUUAAACGCAUUCAAAGAUGUCAAGGCAACUGAAUGGGGCUGGAUCGGUGAUAAGGACAUGAAGGCCAUAUUUGAAGAAGACUGCACAAACUCAACUUCGGAAUUUUGUUUCAAAAACAAUUAUCGUUAUCGAGUUGCAAAUGAAGUACGAAAUGUAGCUUACUGCUGUGACGACUCCCUGUUUAGACUCACGGAGAAGACUUACCAUAACCACAGCAGUGCUGAGAAGGGCUGCCGUGACCAGGGAAUGCAACUUUGUCUACCUUCACAGCUACUCGCCAUCCAUGGUGCUUCCAUCAGGCGCGACAGGUACCCAGAAGACCUUGCGUGGAUCAACAUGGCCGACAAAGUUGCACUGCUUAACGACACCUGCGGCUGUAAUGUUGGCGAAAGAUGCGUCGAUCAUAGAUUUCCUUUAUACGAAAUCAAUCACCCUGAAGCGUACAAAGCGUUAUGUUGUGAGGAGAGUUUCUUAUUGAGUCAGGACCAGUUUUCCAACCAGUUGGAGGCCUUUACAGUGUGCAACAAGACCGGCAAGCAGACCUGUUCGCGCCCGCAACUCAAUGACUUGUAUAACGACGGCGUUCGAAACGAAGAUUUUUCAUGGUUUUCCGAGUCACAUGGCGUGGCUCGUCUUCAAGGUCAGUGCAACACAUCGGAUCCUAAUUGUAACCCAGGUGUAACAUACAAAAAUGUCAUUGCAUCCAACGAUACGGCCUUUUCUGUCUACUGUUGUAAACCAGACUCAGUCAAAACGCCGUCAAAUCAAUCCAUCCCAAAGAGAGCCGAUAUAACAAAUCACUUCAUGGGCUGUAACAACCCGCUUGGUAUGGAGAGUGGUGUUAUUUUACGGGAUCAGAUUCGAACUUCAUCUAUCUUUGAUCAGAAACAUUCGCCAAACCAUGCCCGGCUUAACAGCGUGUCCUCCUGGAAGAUGGCGGAAAAUGACACCACGCCGUGGAUACAAGUGGACUUACUAGACUCACAUAUGCUGGCCGGGGUGAUCAUACAAGGAGGUGGUAAGGAUGGUGGCUACGUCUCAUCCUUCUCAUUAUCCUUCAGCAUCGACGGAGAUCAGUGGCAAAUGACAAAUUUGCCGACGUUGUUCGUCGGAAACAAAGAUGGCCAAACCCCAAACCACGUAUACUUUCCCCGCGCAGUCGCCACUCGAUACGUGCAAUUGCACCCACGAUCAUGGAAACGAACAGGAGGCGUGCGUCUCGAACUAGUUGGUUGUAGAUCCUCCAGCUGUGCGAUUGCAAGAAAAACAAAUGAAAAAGGUGUUCAGUUUUAUCAUCAUCAUCAGGCGAUGUGCGCGGAACCCGAGUGCAUUGUGGGUCGUGGCCUGAACUACAGAGGCAAGCAGAACGUCACCAGAAGCGGUCGGCCAUGUCAGAAAUGGAACUCGCAUGACCCACAGGAUCAUUGCACCACACCCUCACUCUACCCGGAUGCAGAUCUAUCUGAAAACUACUGCCGUAACAUACCGGAUCACCCGUCCAAAGCACCGUGGUGCUUCACAGGCGAGCAGGACUGGGAGUACUGUCAUGUCGAACGUUGUGAAGUUGGCUGUGUCGACUUGAAGCUAAACUCUGUUGGUGGAGAGAACGACUGGGAUGGAUUCCUUCUCAGCUCAAACACAGAUGAUUACACAGACAUCACAGACUUCUCAAUGGCUACACGAGAAGAGAUUGCUGAGAUGGGUCACCAAAAGGAAGACCUCAUCCUACAGUGUACCUUUGACAAAGAACGUUGCUCAUUGGACGAUUUUAAAGUGACGCAAAACGCCAAAUAUGGCAACUGUUUUACCUUCAAUCACGGCGAAGACGACAAAGUUCGAACCACGACCAAGGUGGGAGCGGAGUUCGGUUUAAAACUGACACUGUCAAUCGAGUCUGACGAAUACGUGGGCCUGUUUGGUCAGGAUCCCGGAGCAAAGGUCACCAUACAUAGUGUCGGUUCGACGCCGUUUCCUGAAGGUAACGCUCUAAAUACCAAACCUGGAGAGAGCACUUUCGUCGGCUUGAAACGCAGUUCUGUCAAACGACAGCCACAUCCUUACGGAGACUGUACUUCAUACCAGGAAAGAGACGAGCUGUACGGUGGAAGGUAUACGUACGAAACGUGUCAACAUUCGUGUCUACAGGCAGCCUUACUGGACAAGUGUGGCUGUUCUGACGAACUGAUCGUCAUCAAUAGCACAUUGUGUAGUGUACUGAACAAAACACAGGAGUGCUGUCGUCAAGAAGUCCGAAAACGCCACGAGGACGGCAACCUUCUUUGCAAUUGUCGGCAAUCCUGUGAGGAAGAUUCCUACGCUCUUUGGCUGUCAUCUUCCUUGUGGCCAUCAGACAGGUACGUCUGGUACGUCUUGGAAAACAUCCACACCAGGAGCCGGGCUCGAAAUUUGCCGCUCAGCCCCGAUGAACUACGACAAAAUCUCGCGAGAGUCCACGUGUACUUCCGUGACUUGAAUUACGAACUGAUCAAUGAAAAUCCCACUUAUACUGAGGAAACUUUACUCAGCGGCCUCGGUGGGUUGUUGGGACUGUAUGUAGGUCUGUCUGUCAUUACGGUCUUUGAGUUUAUCAAUUUGGUCGUUGAUGUAGUGAAGGUUGCUUGUAAGAAAGAAAGGAAAGAUAAGGGCAACAUGGAACCCCCUGUCAUAAUGACUGGUAGCUGACGGGACGAAUGAGUAUCAUGACUAAGUGAAUUAGGAAGAACUAGCUGCC
This is a messenger RNA of Branchiostoma floridae (Florida lancelet), 4327 nucleotides long. RefSeq lists its product as uncharacterized. Gene Ontology annotation, molecular function: ligand-gated sodium channel activity. Gene Ontology annotation, biological process: sodium ion transmembrane transport. Gene Ontology annotation, cellular component: membrane. Bases 1 to 4278 code for a protein of 1425 amino acids. The transcript is spliced from 7 exons. The record is from RefSeq and is a predicted model, not a curated record. Lineage: Eukaryota; Metazoa; Chordata; Leptocardii; Amphioxiformes; Branchiostomatidae.